Amyelois transitella is the source of this 12569-nucleotide messenger RNA. It is a transcript of the gene mv, whose product is annotated as lysosomal-trafficking regulator. Gene Ontology annotation, biological process: intracellular protein localization. Gene Ontology annotation, molecular function: protein kinase binding. Gene Ontology annotation, cellular component: cytosol; membrane. The transcript is spliced from 53 exons. The coding region runs from base 249 to 10781 and encodes 3510 amino acids. The record is from RefSeq and is a predicted model, not a curated record. Lineage: Eukaryota; Metazoa; Arthropoda; Insecta; Lepidoptera; Pyralidae.
AAACAACAAAAGUCAAAACAUUACCUCCGACACGUUUCUUAAUUUUUUAUUUAGAAAAAGAAAUUAUUACCAUUAAAUGUUUCUUUUACUCAAGAACCUCACAUGCCUAAAAGCAUUUACUCAAAGUUUAUUGUUAUCUAUGAUUCUACUAUCUUCAAUUCUCUUCAAGUGAAUUGCAUUGCACGUUUCAUAUAUUAAAUAAAAGUGCAUAUGAAAAUUAAGGGAUUUAUGCAAGGUGACUGAAGAAGAUGAGUACUGAAGAACAAACGGACACGCUGAAGAUAUACUGGGAUCAUUUCUUCAAAGCAGAGACCGGCACUUAUGAGAAAUCGACAUGGCUGGAUCUUUUCUUGGCUGAAUUUUUAAUACGCCUCAAUGAAGGCGCUGAUCCUAAGGAACUAAUAAAAUUUUGCCCUGUCAGUGGUGUGGUGACUCUAGUAGGUUGCGAACUACUAUGCGGCAUUCACCGUGUGACGUCAUCCAUCAACAGUCACUGUUCUAUGCCGGUGCCUCCCCCUCAGCCUCGUGACCUGACUUGUUCUGGCAAGGAGACGUCGGCAGACACUUCAAGUAACUUAGCUGUAUCUUCUACGUCUAUAGAUGGCGACAAUAAGCCGUCAGAGAAGACUCAAUUCACCAGUUUGUUCAGCAAAACGAACGCUCAGUCGUCGGCUGAGAUCCUGCGACGAUACCUAUUGGGCGGCGUGGCUUGGCGAUGUCUGGUGCUGCUCAGGGCGUUGGGAGUCGAGGGUCUCUCGUGCUGCCGUCAGUUGAGCUCGGUGCUGAUCUGGCUGUUCGGAGAGGUGAGCGGAGCGACCCCCACGGUUGCCGGGUUCGACUCCCCGGCGCGCCCCCUUACACCCCGUACGCCUAUUCAUCUUCUGUUCUCGCACAAAAUAUGGUCCAAACAGAAACAUGCGACAAAUGCGGGUUCCAAGGGAAAUUCUCCUGGUUCGUCCGAAAGAGGCUCCACUAUUGGCAGGUCGAGACUAGCUGUUCACAUAAAAUCAGAAUCUGCUGAUAGUAAAUCAAGGAGGAAGAUUGCGAAACACAGCGAGCAUUCAUCUGAUUCAGCAGCAUCCAAUGACGACCUUCAAAUUCUGAACAGAUCGCUCACAAUUAAGAUCAGUUCUCCUAAUGAUGAUUUCCAAUAUUUCAACUCCCCUUUACGGUCGCCGAGCGAACUCCCCAGCGAGACCUUGUACAGUGACCCAUUUGUCACACCAAAGAAGUCGAAACCAAAGCCAGAUAACUAUAUGAAUGAUGAACACAGAAAGAUUAUUAACUCCGAAAUAACUCCCUUCGAGUUCACACUCAUCAUCAUAGAUUUAUUACAAGAGCUGUGCAAAACGGAGAGCAGUUUGUCGGGAUCGGAAGGAUCUCAAAUAUCUAUGCAAUGUAUAAAUUUUUCCCUAAGAAAUCUUUGUUCUUUGCAGUUUGGGUCAGUUCCAACAGAAAAUCCACAAGUCGAGGAAGUCGCUAAACUUAAAAUGGCACUGACUGAGUUACUAAUAGUUUCAUUAGACAAAGUUCUCAUACAUUCAGACUUGUGUGCCAAAUUGAUCAAUAACGGUAUUCUACCUAUGCUGCUCAGGAUACUUGAGGAUGUCAUUUCCAAAUCCAGUGCCAAAUAUCGUAAAGAUGACAGCCAAAGCCGCAGUGUAGACGUGUAUAUUCCAAAUAAGACUGAAUCGGAAAAUUUGCUCAAAUUCGUAUUCGGUAUAGCUUAUGCGAUAACCGCGUUCUUCCAUUGCUUAUUAAUGCAGUGUCGCACUGUAGAUAAAUUGAGGGAGUUCACUGAUCAGUUCAAAUUGUACGGCGAAUGUCUCAAAGGUGGACUUCUGAAGGAGUGUAUCGAGCUCAUGAUAAGGAUACCCGCGUUGGACCGCGACGAGAGUACGACGCUUAUAAAGAAAUUGAUAGAAGCGAUCGGAAGAUUAGUGUGUGGGAUGAAGCGCGUGCGCAGUGAGGUGAUACACUCCGCGGCGUGUCCUCGCGGCAGGCACAAGGCGUGCCGCGCCCGCGUGCUGGCCGGCAUGCACCACCACCACGACAUCCUGGGGGAACCCAGCGCGCCGCUGCCAGGAUCCUCCGCCUGCUGCAUCGCACUCUUAUACGGAACUCUGACGUCCCUCGUAACUGACGACGAAAUCACUGCGGAGCCAGCACUAAGGAAUAAGCUGCUCAAGGUCAUGUUGAACUCCGGAGUGUGUUGCUGUUUCUCUCCCACCACUCUGAUGGAGAGGAUUGUACGACUUAUGCUCUCUCAUAACGGAGUCGCAACGUUAUGUCUCCAACUCUUGGAACACACGGUCUACGGAGAACUAGGCGCAAGUAUACUUCUGCCGAAAGUGACCGAUCAGCUUCCGUGUUCUAUUUGCGAACCGUCCGAUGAGAAACGAGAUUUCAUUCGGAAGUAUUGUCCGUACGGUAUAGCACCCAUUGAAAAGAAAAACUUGUGGGCAUUUCUUAUACAUUACAACUCGUUGCUGCAGCUAGACAAUCACAAUAACGUGCUGCACGCCACAGUCAGUCAUCUGCUUCGGAUAACCCCGAAAUGCCGUACGGAAAUGAAAUAUGAAUUACUUUUUAGCGUCAUAUACCCUACGUUCAUCGUCGCGAAGCAUAGAUAUAUUUUAAGAACAGAAGAAUCAGCCUACUUCUUGACAGUGUCUUGUCUCAAUAUCUUUGCGAGUCUCCUCAAUACGGUAUCGUUCGCCGAACAGUUCAUCCAAAAGGGAGGUCUCAGUUACGUCCUGGAACUCGUAUCUCUGUCUGAAUUUUCGAAUCAAUGCUGUUCAAUUUUGGAAAUAGCCAUAGCGGUGGAGAUAUUGAAACUCGCGAAGGAGCCGAACCAAACGCGCGAAGUCGGUUCGCUGGCAUCCGUGCAGAUGUUAUUCGAAUCUCUAUCGAACGCGACUGAUGAUUGUUUUAAAAUAUUCGAAUUGAAGUUAUCGGCGGAAGAGUAUGAGGAGUUGAGUGAAGAGCGUGCGGAUUACGAAGCGUUCGGGGUGGUGUUUGUGGAGGGGGUUAAGUGUGGUAGUUCUGAUCGUUCGGUGGUGUCGGAGCGGUGUAUCGAGGGUCAUGUUGAGUUGCUGAAGAAGGCGUGUCGUCUGUGGCGGGCUUGCGCGGAAUUAUGUCUUUGCAGCCCGCUGUUCCGGUGUCACGCGGCGUCGCAGGCGGCCCUGCCGCGCAGUGUCUCGCUGUUGCGGAUGCUGCUGCGGUUGGCUGCGGUCGACCACGUGUCCGCCACCGAGCUGAGAGUGCAUGUGCGGAUCAUUGAAGCGUUGAUCACUGUGCACUUUGCUGUUGCUGAUGUGACACACGGGCGCUCCAAAGAGCUGAGUUGUGAUGUAAUUCGCAAGGGUCUUGCUUCGCCCGCGGCACUAGCGUCGUCGGGAAGCGAAGGUGGCGCCCUGCGGCCUUUGUGCGAAGCUCUCAUUCGUGUAGCUACUGCGCGCCCUAGUACAAAACACACUAUGCCUGUCUUGACUCAUGCUAAGGUCCCGCCGCUGUUGUGCCCCUCCGGCGGUAGUUCCCCGGGCAGCUCGUCGAGUGAAGAGAGCCUCCCGGCCGUGUACGCGAGCGAACACAGCGACCGGGAUCAUUCCAGGCCAGACGACGGCUAUGAGGCGGACGUAGAGAUUGGCAAACUAGACCUCACAUCAUACAAGAUGGGCAAGUUAGCGGAAUCCAUGUCUUCGGCAGGAAACAGUCCGGAGAAGAAGACUACCUCGCUGGUAGAGUGCGGCGCGUACGAGCGUGGCGCUGAGCUGGCGCAUCCCGAACUUUGCUUGGUCGUAUUCGAUGUUCUGACGCAGCUUAUAGAAAAGCUAGUGUCCCCUGACAGAGAGCCAGCCGAGCGCGCCCGCCUGACCGCCGCGUGCCUGAGCGCGGCGCGGGCGUGCUGCUCGCGCCUGUCGCCGUGCGCGCGGGCCCCGCCGCCCGCCGCCGCGCCCCCGCUGCUGGCGCGGCUGCUGUCCCCCGCCACCGCCGCCUUGCUCUCCACACGGGACGAUCACGCGCCGGAGCUACAAACCUGCAUCCUAGAGCUGAUCCACGUACUAGCAUCGCGUCACAUAUCAGCGCGAGAACUGAGCGCGCUACUUCGUUUGUUCGGAGUAGAAAAACCUCCACUGCGUGCGCUACUUACCGCGUUAGAGCGGCUAGUAAUGGCCGCUCCAUGUGAUGUGCCAGACUAUGCUUUGACAUUCCCUGUGCAGCCUUAUACUUCAGAUAGCGAGCCUCCUAUACCGGAAGAAGCUCAACACGCUAUGUUUAAUCAACAGGCCGAUGUUCUUGCCAAGAAACUUCGAGAUGCACAUCUUGCUGCGGGCGUGCAGUCAGCGUGGUCGCGGCACGCGGCGCGCGCCACGCUGGGCGCGGCGGGCGGCGAGGCGGGCUGGGCGCCGUGGCUGGCCGGCUUCUCGCUGCUGCUGCAGCUCAUGCGGCCCGGCCACAGGGAUGAUACAAGUGAAUGUCACGAUGAAUCUACCUGUUCGGAGACGACAAAACAGCCUGGUUCCCGCCGCGAGUCUCCAGUCAGGGCGGAUGUGUGCGCGCACAUCAUCUCGGUAGGACAUGAGUCGCUCAUGUUUGAAAUUUGGCUUGAAGUUGCUACAGGAAUAAUUCGAUUCCGCUUGACAAGGCCGGAGCUAGGCGGGCAGCGUGUUGUCGCAGAGGAACGCGUGACGCACGCCCUGCCCGCUCGCGAUUGGUUGCAGCUGGCCGUCAAUGUGCAGGAGAGACUGACUGCAAGACGUAUGCACGUCCAGGUCACGAUGUACGUAAACGGCUGCGAAUGGGAGACUAUAUUACUUCCAAUGCAAGGUGUAAUAGUCCGCAAGUCAGCAACGAGCACCGUGCUCUUAGGCGAGUCUGUAGCGGGCGUGUUCCACUUGAGCCGCGCGCACGUGUACCGCUCGAGCGUGAUGUCGGCCGCGUUCGCCAUGCACCUCGCCGCGCACCCAGUCAGCCACUCCUGCCAUGUUAAAUGUGAAUCACCUAACUACUCAUUGUUGUUGACGCCUAAUCUUUUGGAUACAAAAAUGGACUGGGAUCAGGUUUACGAAAUGUCAAAAAGUACACUAAGAGAUCUACACGACCAUUUGUUAUUGACGUUUUCGGCGCGCUCUCCGCACAUAUUCAACAUUUAUUACCCAACCUCGGCGCCAACAGUGUUCGGCGGUCGCGGGGCGGCGGGCGGGGCGGGCGCGGCGGCGGGCGGGCGCGCGGCGGGCGCGCUGCGGGCGCGCUGGGCGGGCGCCGCGAGCGCCGCGCGCCACGCCGGCCUGGCGCCCGCGCUGCUGCUGCUGGGCGGCGCGCAGCUGCUGCUCUACCUCACCGCCAGGGUGGUCGAAUUAGAAGGUUCAGCCGAAGAACAAGCGACUGCGCUCUCUAUAGCUUUACGAAGCGCUCGCAUCGACUCCCGUUUGUACGCGUCCAUGUACGACGAGCACGGCGAAAUGCUUGCUAUGUUGCUGACAAUAUUCGCUGCGAGCCGCUGUAAAGUCACGGAACACAUUCUAAAGGCAAUACUAGAUGCGGCGUGCAGCACUCCUCUAUUGACGAUCAACGGCACUGACAAACAAUGCAAAGUGACGGUUUGCGAGCGAACCGAGGCCGUGUUGUUGGAGCCGCGGCUGUUGUUGUUGCUGACUAGGGCUUGGCGGCACUUGGAGUCUCCACAGGGACAGGAAAUCACAUGGGAAGCGGAAGGCACAGGUGUCCGCUCAAGCGGGUCGGCUUGGGCUUUGACAUUACACUGUAUUUGUCUAUUAUUACGCGAUGAACAUCCUCGACGGGCCUUCAACCACUAUCAGAUGAACCGAGUGGAUCUGCUUGGUGCUUUGCUGCUGGCUUGCAAGGAACGCUACCUAAGCACAGAGUGCGAGCCCAUGGAGCAGUCGUGCAGUUCGUUCCUGGUGCGGGCGGCCCGCGGGCUGCUGCACCCCGCGCCCGCGCUGCAGCGCCUCACCACGCUCGCCGACUUCCUGCUGCUCAUGCACCAGGCCAGCGAUACAUUCGUGACGCACUCGCGCGCCAACUUCUACUUUUUGCUUACGCCUGAACCUCUAGAAAAGAGCGAAUUCGGUCGCAAGCCAUCAAGGCGAAGUCGGCGCCGAGGCACGUCACGCGGGCGUUCAAACAAAGUUAGCGAGAGCAGUGAAGCCGAUAGUGUGGGCAGCUCUGCGGGUGCAAGUGGGAGGGGCGCGGAGGGGGAGGAGUUUGCGAAGGAACACGCCUCGCAUUCUAAGGAGAUGAAGGGAAUUAUCAAUAUGCAGAUCAAAGAGAGCAGAAAACAUAAAAUAUCGUCGACUUCGGAAAACUCUGAUGUAACAAUGGAACGCUCAGACGAAGGCGGGGGCGAAGAGAGGCUAUCAGAACACAAGCAAGAUAGUGACGUCAUCAAGGAAACAUCUGAACAACUCGACGGGCAGAAGGAAACAAGCCCGCGUUCAAAAGCCGCCGGUGAGGCAGUGACGGGUGCCGAAGAUGACUUGACUGACUACAUUGUUGUGGACGUGGACGAGGUCAAUCAUGAAACUGUUGACGUGUACACUGGCACUCUUUAUCAGCAGAAGCGAGUGCGCGCGGGGGCGUCGCCGGGCUGGACGGCGUGCGAGGGCCUGCUGCUGCUGCUGCGGGACUGCCUGCGGGCGCUGCCCGACCACGCGGCCGCGCAGUGGGGCGUGUCCGCGGUAUCGGCGGAGACGCUGAUAGUGCUGGGCAACCACCGCGCGGCGAGCGUGCGCGCGGCCGCCGUGCGCGCGUUCUCCGCGCUGCGGGCGCGCGCGCUGGCCGCCACGCCGCUGCACCACUACAUGCACCUGGCCAAUCAGAUAUCAGCGUAUGAAGGAUCGUGGGAACUCGCAACCGCCUGCGCCGAAUUAUUGACUAAAUGUGACGUACCAUUGGAGGAUCAACUUGACGAUGAAGUUUGGUCCGAACGGAAUGAUGAUUGGACCCCGCGAGCGGCUCCACUGCUGGCGCUUCUGCCGCGGUGCUUGAGUGACGUGCCGCUCGCUCACAACAUCACGCUCAUCAUACGAAGGGUGAUCGAUAAGGCUCCAGUGAAGGCCCUUCACGAGAUAGCAGUAGCCGAAGUCCUGGUGCGGUGCGUGCGGGCGUCCGGCCGCCUCCCGGCGCGCGACGGCGAGCAGCUGCUGCAGGAGGACCUGCACCGCCUGCUGGCCGCGCUCGUGCUGCGACACCACUACACUGCCACGGUGAUAAACGACUUGCACCACAUGUUAACGCACGUGGAGCAAUGUGCGUUACAAUCUGACGCGGAGGACGCACAUGGCGUAGUGCGAGCCGCGCGUGACGCACAAAUAGCGCUGUUCCACGCGCAAUUGGACCAUUUGGAACAGAAGCUGCAUUCUACUUACACUGCGCAUACGAAGUACGCCAAUUAUUUUACUACCGUGCUAUCGUCGGCCGUGUCGCUGGGGGCGGAGGGCGCGGGGCGGGCGGAGCGCGCGGAGCUGGGCGGGCGGCACGCGGCCACGCUGUGGCGCGCCGUCAGCUUCCUGCUGUCGCGCCCGCCCACCGCGCCGCUGCCCAGCCCCGCGCACGCCGCGCUCGCCGACCGCCUGCUGGCCACUCUGCUGCUGGCGGUUAGCGGAUCUACCGCGCAACGUCCCAAAUGGUGGGUGAGCAGCGCUGAUUGGGUGACACCGCUACAAGAAUUGUUUUGGUGGGUCGCUGCUCCAGGUAUUGGUACGAGAGCGCUUCAGCCAGCGCUGCUACGGGCGCUAUACCGCGCGCCGCCACAAGCGCUGCAGCCGCUGACUGUAUCUGAGCCGGGGAAAGUGCGCAAGUUAGCCGUAUACCUGCUGACAAUGCUGAAACACAUCCACCUAUCAGGGUCAAACGAGCCGCUAGUAGAGUUACCCAUAACGGACUGGGCUCGCGGCUGGGCGGUAGGUACCCAGGCUGGGUUGCCAGAGAGACGGCCAAGCGACGCUUUACUGCCCGAAGCGGCCGCGUUGUUACGCCAAGAUAUGGAACGGUGGCGGAGAACGACUGAACGAAAUGCUUCACAGAGAAUCAAGGCUGUCUGGUCUCGUGACGCCCUCGCCGCCAAGCUGACGGAAUCCGCCAUGAGCGUGACGCGGCGCGUGGUCGAGCUGCAGAACUCGCAGCGGAAGAUCUUCAUGGAGCACUUGCGACGUGCGCACGCGCAGCGAAGUACCGCCGCGCAACGCUGGCACCGCGCCGUUGAUGAUUAUACUCACGAGCGAGGGGUGUUCUACGAACCUCACAGCUACCCACAAUCGUGGCAGCUGGACCCAACAGAAGGUCCCGGUCGAGUGCGCGUGCGUCUUCGCCGGGCACAUCUUCGCAUUCCGCCUAAGUUUCUUAAACCUGAACAACAAUAUAAGGCUGAGAUAUGCGAACGGCCGCCGCCUCUGCACAGCGUGCUGAGCGAGAGCGGCGGGGCGCGCGGCGACGGCCCGCGGCUGCACCCGCGCGAGGCCGUGGCGCACAUGGCGCGCGUCACGCGCGUCAGCGUGCAGCGCGACGCGCCCGGCGAGCUGCUGCUCAGCGAGCGCAGCGUGCACUUCGUGCCCGAGACGGAGGAAGACGGCCCCGCCCACUCGUGGCCGUUGGAGCGGCUGGAGCGAGUGGUGACGCGGCGCUGGUGCCUCCAGGAGCGGGCCGUGGAGCUGUUCCUCAACUCCGGCCACGCCCAGCUGCUGGCCUUCGCCGACACCAGCGAGAGGGACGCCUUCGUGCGAGCGCUGGCCCUUUGUCAUCUCCCUGCCAAAAUCGAACCGGACACCUUAGCCGAUGCGAUGUCUGCCUGGCGUAACGGAAGCAUCACCAACUGGGAGUACCUCAUGCGUCUGAACGGCCUCGGUGGUCGCUCCUACAACGACUUGAUGCAAUACCCGGUCUUCCCGUUUGUGGUCGCCGACUACUGCUCCAGGAUCCUGGACCUCAAUGAACCGGCUUCGUUCAGGGACCUGGCCAAACCUAUGGCGAUACAGAACAAGAACAGGGAGCAACAUUAUAUUAAAACUUAUAAUGAUUUGGCAGCGGCGCGUCGCGAAGGUUGCAGCCCGGUGGUGGCGCAGUCGCCGCAUCACUACGCUUCGCUGUACUCCAACUCCGGCGGCGUGCUGCACUACCUCGUGCGGCUGCCGCCCUUCACCGAACUGUUCCUUAACUACCAAGACAACAAUUUUGACAUGCCAGACCGCACGUUUCACUCCAUGAUAACUACGUGGCGGCUCAUCACUAACGAUUCGCCCACAGACGUGAAGGAACUCAUACCAGAGCUUUUUUAUCUGCCGGAGCUUUUUUAUAACAACGAGGGUUUGCAGCUGGGUGUGCGUCAGUGCGGCGCGGCAAUAGACAACGUAGAACUACCGGCGUGGGCGGCGGACGCCAGGAUGUUCACGCUCGCCCACCGCCAGGCCCUGGAGGCCGCCCACGUGACGGAGCGCCUGCCGCAGUGGGUGGACCUCGUGUUCGGCUACAAGCAGACCGGGCAGGCCGCCAUUGACGCCAUCAACGUGUUCCCGGCCUGUACGUACUACGGCUUCGACCCGACGGCAUUGGAAGACGCGGUGGACCGCACGGCGGCCGCGGACAUGGUGCGCAUGUACGGGCAGGCGCCGCGCCAGCUGCUGCGCACGCCGCACCCGCACCGCGCGCCCGACUUGUUGGCGCGCCCGCUCUCACAGGCAGGGGUAAGCGGCGGCGUAUCAGGGUUGAGGUGGGGGCGCUACUGCGGCUCGCCCGCGUUGCCCGCGCCGGCGCUGUGCGCGCGCCGCCCGCCGCAGCCGCCCGCGCGCGCGCCCGCCGCCGUGCAAGCGCUGCCGAUGGCGAGGACGGCGGCGCUGCUGCCGCCGAAUUCCGCGUUGUUCGCGUUGUCAGAUACACACGGAUAUCAAAACAGCCAGUCGUUCGGAUCGAUGGCAUUGCUGUCGUGGGCACACCCGGACGACGUGGUGCGGCUGAAGACACGACGCGACGCGGCUCCGGAAAUGCUGUUCCAUGUUCCUGACUAUGACCGGAUAACCUGCGUGACCACAAUAUGCACCGCCACCGCCUGCCCUUACCCGGUGUUCGUCGGAUACGCGUCGGGCCGUGUUACCGCGUUGAGACUAGCGCGGACCAGCGCCGCGGCGAGUGAAGCGCUGCGCGGGCGGCCGCUGCUGGCGCACUCGCAGCCCGUGGCCGCGCUGCACGCCUGCCCGCGGGCCGCGCUGCUCGUCACCGCCAGCUCUGACGGGAGCAUUGUGCUGUGGGACCUCAACACGCUGACAUACAUUCGCACGUUGCCGAAUCGGCACAUGUUGCCCGUGACGCACGCGACCAUCAGCGCCACCCUGGGCGACGUGGCGACGGCGCACGACCCCCGCAGCCGGCCGCCGCGCCGCAGCGGCCACGACGACGACGCGUACGAACACGACGCGGACAAGUACAAGUCUCUGCUGCGAGUGCAUACGGUCAACGCUAGCUUUGUUGGCAGUGUUAAAGUUCCCGAGCGGAUAUACAGCGUGUGUUACAGCUCAGCGGCGGAGGGAGUGAGCGUGAACAGCGUGGCCUGUGCCCUGGAGACGGGCGCCGUGGUGCUGUACUCCAGCUGGGAUCUCACGCGCCUCGCCACCAUACCCGCGCCCAGGGGACUGUCCGCUCCUUUGUUGAGUAUCGCAUACAGCCCGGACAGCCAAGUCCUGUUCGGGUGCUACGCGGACGGCACGGGCGCGGCGUGGGACUGCGCCGGCGGCUCCGCGCGCCUGCUGCCCGCGCUCGCCGCGCUCUGACGCGGGGGCCGCCAGACCAGAUGACACAGGAGAUAUUGUUUCACCUGAUGGGUUGUAUGAACGGUUUGAUCGUCUUUGUUUGUUCGGUUAGCUUCGACGAUAGAAAAUAGGAAAUCAAUGUUUGUGAUUAAACCGUGCCACUUGCGACUUGGAGGCUGAUGUGACAUAAUGAAAAAACACAAAGAUGUCUAUCUUUAAACGAGUCCAUAAAGUGAGUAAGAAUAAUUAAGGUACAUCAGAUAUAAACGAAGCAAAAUGUAAGAGCUAAGGUGUAUACUACUUGAUACAGUAACACAUAGACUACCAUUAAAAUUAUAGUAAAACGGUCUUAGUAAUGCAAUGACUACGAUAUAACAAGAUUAAAGUGAAAAGUAGUAUGUGGGCCUGGGACCUGUAGAACCAUACACUGUACAUCCCAAAACUUAUUAUUAUCUGACCCAAGCAUUGCCGCUUGCGACUUACGGCUGGCGUUACAUAAUACAGGGAUUACGAUGCUGAUAUUAACACGGUCUUAGUAACAAAGAUUACGAUACAAGAAGAGGCAGCUAGAAGGAGGCCGUAUGUAUAUAGAGCCACACUUUCAAUAUCACACUGUUAAUAUAUAGUUCAAAAUUUUCGUAACUUUGUGUUUGUGAAAAGUUAUUAAACUUAUAACUUAUAUAAUUCAAGCAUGAAAUAAGACUACGUCUAAUCUAUUAGGAUUAUGGAGUACAUGAUAAUAUUUGAUCACUUUGUCAUAAAUUUAUGUAUACCGCUUUUACAAAAACUUAUUUUUUCUAUUCUUCUCAAUAACUAAAUUUCCAAUUCUAAAUUUUUUUUUCAAAACAAUUUCUUUCACUAUCACUGAAUCUUAAUCCAAACAGAGUUGUUAAAAGUUGAAAAUAUUCUAGUUAAUAUCUAAAUUUAUAAGAAGUCCUGGCGAAAGAUUACUUCUAGAGUACUCUAAACCAACCAGUUUGCAUGAAGAGAGUUAUGAAUGCGUAUGAAGGGAAUGAAGUAGGCAAGGAUUGCGUAAAUGAAAAGAUGUAGUCUCUGCCCAUCCCGCCAGGAAAGACGCAAGAUUUUAUGUAUGUGUUGCUUUGCUACGAGAGUGCGGUUAAUUAGUAAGGAUUGAAUCAAAAUCGCCUAACUUGUAAAGUGCUUCCAGACUUGUGUAAUAAAGUGAUUGGUCGCAAAGCGUCUUAUCCUCAUCCUUUACUCACUCAUAUGGUUAUUAUGAGAUGGCGGUAUAUACCGUAAUUAGCUUAAACUAAGCGAUUGAAAUAAAGACUACAUAUCCAUGAACUGAUGUAAUGUUACAGGGUGUCUCAUUUAUAUGUAAAACAUAUCUUUUAAAUUAUUUAACAUUAAGAAUAAUUAUAUCUUUUUCGUUUAAAGCAUUCCUUUUGUAUUCAUGUCAUAGUUGCGACCAAACUUGUUUUUGCCUUGUUAUAAAAUAUAGGUGAAAUAGGGUUUAAAAAUAAGAUAUUAAUUCGAAGAGUUAAUAAUUGUAGAAAGAUUUAUCAAGCAAGGAAUAUUGAAGUCUGCACGUUUCAUAAAAUAUGUACUAUAAGAGAUAAAGCAAUAAUUAUUUGUAAGUGGAAUAUGUUUAUAGAAAUAUUUACGUUAUUUGCAAUUUAUAUAGGUAUGUUAUAAAAUAAGAGAAGAAUGAAAAUAUGUGCAGCGUUUUAACCAUAUAUUUUUCUACAAAGUUGCUCCAAGUAUAUUUUAAUAAAUCAUACAUGCAUUAUGAAAUUACUUUAUGCAAAUAAAUAAAUUUUACAUAAGAUACGUGUAAAAAUGUUAAAU